GCCGCCGCGCCGCCACCGCCGCCGCGUCUCAGCCCGCCGCGGAGGGACACAGAGCCCGGCGCCGAGCCCUGCGCGCGCGCCUGCGGGGCGGACCUGGACGAGCGCGAGUCCUACUGCGCGAGCGAAUUCGCAGUGAACGGAAUCGUGCAUGAUGUGGACGUGCUCAGCACAGGGAUCCAGCUGGUGACUCUGCUGGUGGACCGGGACGGGCUGUACAAGAUGAACCGCCUGUACAUCACUCCGGACGGGUUUUUCUUCCGAGUCCACAUAUUAGCCCUAGACUCCUCCAGUUGCAAUAAGCCAUGUCCAGAAUUUAAACCUGGCAGCAGGUAUAUUGUGAUGGGCCACAUCUACCAUAAGAGACGGCAGUUCCCUACAGCUCUGCUCCAGGUCCUAAGAGGGCGCCUCCGACCAGGAGAUGGGCUGCUCUGGGGCGGCAGCAGCUAUGUGAACAGGUUUAACCGAAAAAGGGAUGGGCAAGUUCAAGGUGCAGUUCACACCCAGUGCAUUUGAAUUGUGCCAUCCUGGCAUUUCUGGAUCAUGAGAGACUUGGAAUUCAGCAACAAGAUGGGAAAGAUCUAUCUUCAUGUUAACGGGAUCUUCUUUUAGAAUAGGGCCCAACGCUCAUUUAGGAACUAGCUGCAUAGUUCCAACUCUAAUCUUGAAGUUCUCACUUUAUUUGCAAAAUGCUUCUUAAAUUGUAUGGUUCUGAGCUCUGUGACAAAGUUAUUCAACUAUAGCACCAGUUAUGCACACAGCUAACUGACCUGUCCGGUUAACAGAUCACUGCUUCAUGUGGUUUAUUUUUAAUUAUUUUAAUUUAAAUACAUUCUUCAGUAGAAAUAGUUCACAAAAACAUUUCCUUGAUUUUAUAUACAACUUUGAAUAGUUUAUAUCACGUAUCAAAGCAAAUUUUAUACCCAAACCAUCACAUUUAAAAUUCUGUACAUAACAGUAAGUGCACUAGUCAGACAUGUAUGAAAUGUCAUAUAGAUCCAACACUAGGGUCAGAACCCAAGACAAGUUAUAAAGUUUUACACUUCAAGAAUACUAAAGGGCUUAAUUCAAGCAAAAUAUUUUUUCAACAAGUGUUUCUGAUGUACCAAAAUGUAAGAUAUAGUUUAUUUUCAUGUCUCCCUGCUCCUGAAAACGUAUGUUUUGUGCCGAACUGGCAGCUAUCCCAAUGCUAAACAUAUUCUGGGUGUAUCUGAUGUCAUUUUUCUAGUAAGACCAAGUAUCAUGUUUGUGUUUGUAAAGCAGUAAAUCUUGCCUUGAAAUCAGAUCUUGGAUGCACCUGGUUUUUUUAGCCUCACUGAGCCCCAAAGGUUUGGGAAAAAGCCUUUCUCAAACUUACUCCAAAAACCCUGGAACCAAUAUUCAAUGACAGCUUGCAAGCAUGUGAAUUUUAAGCGUUUUCCAGUUGGUUUGAAAAAGGAUUAAUCACUAGCUGAAUUUAAUAUUGAUCUUAUACUUGACUCUACAGAUAUUAACAAUUUUUUUCAGAAGACCAAGCUGUACAAGUUUAUUUGAAACACUGUGAAUAGAGACACUGAUAAUCUAUGGUUGAAGAUUACGGCCUAAAGAAAGAUAAAAAGAACUGCACUGAAGAGAGAAAAACAGCCUAUGUGGUCUUAAAGGAGAUGCACUCAGGCACGUGCCUUUAGCCUGUAAUGGCACACAGUCUUUAAUGGCCAUACAGAAGCAAUGAAUAUACCUAAAGGAGGCCAGGACAGGAUCCAGCAAUAGCCUAAGAUAUAACAUCUGAUUGUAAUGGGAGAUACUGUUAUCUUAUUUACCCAAACAGGAGGCCAAGAGGUAAAAUAAAAGUUGAGAGGUUCUGACUAUUCUGUGGUUAAAGCAUUACUGAGGGAUUUUUAGAGAAUUUUCCAAAAAUGAUUCUUGCCUAAACUUAUUAGAAUUGCUUCUUGGGAAAUCAGCGACAUUAUUACACAAACUAUCAACAGCAGAGGAUGCAGCAAGUGAAGAGCUUCUGGGUUAGUUUUUCUUACGAUAAAAAUUAACUCAAAUGUAAGUAGCACCAGUCACAAAAGUCAAAGCCAAAUUUUCAAAUGUGACAAGGCUAAGUGGUAACCUUGAGUAACAUGGAAAAUAAAAUGGCCAAACGGGUAAAUUAUUGGUUGGAUGGUCAGAUGUUUGAGCAUGAAGAGUAGAGUUAGAAAUAACUCUGGUUUAAAAGGGAGGGGGGAAAUCACUUUUAUAAUACAUAGCCGGAGGGUUAGGGUUUGAUUAGACUGAUUUGAUAAUAACUCAAGUUUCUGAGUUUUGGAAACACAAAGUGCCCAAACUGCGUGAUCUGUGUGACGCUUGGCCAUACAGUUAAUAUGUACACCCCAGCACACACAAGCAGGCCAGCUUUUUAACAACUUCCUCGUUAAAAUGCAGGCCAUCCUUUAAGACCAGGUUUGCAAUGAAAGUCGAUAGAGGCUCAGAGGUAGAGCCGUGGUGGGUGUGGGGCCGUGCACAGGAGGCAACGAACAACGGGCUGGGAACUCCAGGUUAGCAAAAGAGGUGAAGAAUCUGCUUUUUCAAUAUUCAGUCAGUACCUUGGAUACCACCUUGAAUAUUAUGGACAAAUUUUAUUAGCAAAUUCAUUGUAGUUCCUAAUCCUUCUGUCCUACUGUACUUAGCACAUGGGUUUGUUAGGCUCCAAAGUAAGGACUCUGCACACCUAACAGUCCCUCAUCAAGAAAAUAUUCAGUUGCCUUUGAGAGGAACUCAUUAGCCUCUCCCCUUUGAAUUAAGCUGCUAGAAUUCGACAACAAAAAAGUACUUGUUUUUCUUUUGGUAGGGAAAGGUCUAUAAAACGUACACACUUUGUUUUUGGUACUAGCUUGUCACUGUCUUUUAAAGGUAUCAUUUGGCAUUGUUUAUCUCUCUCUUAAAAUCAUUUUUAAGGUGGAUCAAACACACGUAUAUGCAAACACCUAAAAACUGACCUGACACCUAUAAUGCACAACCCAACUUCAGGAACAGGACUUUAUCAUUUAAAAUAUAUGGCUUAUUUCUUCAGUUGAAUUUGGUCCAAGUGGGAUGAAGUGGGGUGUUAUCUUCUAAGAACUGUCUUUUUUGGUAUCUUAUUCUAAGUAUCUGGAAGUACCUCUGAAGAUUUCAAAUUAUUAAAAAUACUUCUCAGCUGGCUCUGUCUCCGCCAAGUACUUAUAAAAACAUCACUUUGCCCAUGAGAUAACACCAUUCUCAUUUUAAGGACUAGAAAGCUAAGACUUACGGGUAAUAGCCUCAAUUAUGAAAAGGGUGAGUGCUGCAAUAAGUCUGUAAGUGCAGAUUUAAAAGGUCACCAGGCUGGCUCUUGAUUAUGAGAAACACACAAAGAUGCAGGGAGUUUGCCUAACAGAAAUCAAGAGAAAUAGGGAAAGAACUUUUAUUUGCAGAUUCUAGGAAGGUAGAUGACAAACAACAGUAAAUGUCAGUGUCUGUAAAUAACACUCCAGGCCAUUUCGAUUAUCAAAAGGUAAUUGUUUUACUUUAGAAAAUAGCUCCAAAAACUCGUUUUUUUUAAACCCACUGCAGGAUAUUAACAAAUACAAAUCCUGCAGAAUUUGGAUAGGAGAAAAAAAAGCCUUACCAAUAUUAUGAAAAUACUUAUGAAAUAUUGUGUUUCCCUGAAAAGAAGACCUAGCUGGACAAUCAGCUCUAAUGUGUCCUUUGGAGCAAACAUUAAUAUA
Molecule: messenger RNA, 3704 nt
Organism: Rhinolophus ferrumequinum (greater horseshoe bat)
Lineage: Eukaryota; Metazoa; Chordata; Mammalia; Chiroptera; Rhinolophidae
Gene: C21H17orf58
Product: chromosome 21 C17orf58 homolog
Exons: 3
Coding region: 220-513 (97 amino acids)
Source: RefSeq, a predicted model, not a curated record